AGACAGGGGGGCGAGACAUUCAAGCUCCUCUCUGUGAUUUGGACCACAUUGCUCACCCUUUAGUCCUCACGGGCUUCUGAGGUUGCAGGGAGAUUCACUGUGUAGGAGCGCAUGCUGGGCUUUAUCCAACAGACAGAAGUGGGGCAUGGGACUGGGGGGGAAGGGAGCUUUUACCCCUACCCAGGUCUCUCUCUCUCCACUUGUUCCUAUGUCCCCACCCUCCAGAUACUGCUCUGGCUCUCAGGAUGAGGCUUUCUGACCCAGGCUGCAAGAUCACACCCAUAUCUCAGGCAGCUUGGAGAAGGCCACAUGGGCCGGACUCUUUGCCAGGUCCAGUCCGUGUUGCUGUCACAAGCAAACUCUCCAGCUGCUGGCGAGGACUCUGUCCCUGGCUUCAGAUGCCUCUUGCCCCCACACUCUCAGGCCGGGAACUGGCUGCCUUCUCCGAGCUGAGUCACGGCAUCCUGGCUGAGGCCCCUCCCCAGCGUCCCUAUCCCACCCCAGCAUUCCAGGUCCACACAGCUGCCUUCCAGAGCAGGGUCCAAGAGCCCAACUCAUGCCAGACCUGAAACUUCUCCCACCCCCUGUACAGAUGGGGAAACUGAGGCCCAGAGAGGGGCAGGACUGUAACACAAGUGGAUGACAGAGCUGGGACCAGAACCCAGGUUCCCUUAUUUCCACCCUGAAGUUUGUCCCAGGGGCUGUGAAGCGCCCCUGCUGUGGAGGAGAAAGAGGACAAGCAAUGGAUCAGGACACUGGUUUCCCUGCCCAACUUCUGCCAGGACUUAGCAAGUCACCUACUCUGAAUCUCUGUCACCAAUGUCUGCCUGGCUGGGAAGAUGCAGGAACAGUGAGAGGAGUGUGCUGUGAGGAGAGAGGCCAGAGUUGUAGUCUGAACUCUGGGCUUUGAGCCGGGGCUGACAGCAGGAACUCCCACUCAGGUGAACUUUAGCACCUCACCAGCCACCUGAACCCAUCCAAACAGUAGGACCUCCUCUUAUUAUCCUUCUCCAAGCCUCAGUUUCCCCAACUGUACAAUGGGGCACAGGAAGUGGGUUGGAUCAGAUAUGAUCCAAGGUCAUCAGACAUGGAGCGCUAACAUUCUAAGACUCUGACCUUGUGACCAGACCUCCUUCUCCCUGGGCAUCUUGUUUAUCCAGAAAUCCCUGGUCUGAGGCUGCUUGCCUCAUCUCCCAUCCCCAAACCACAGCAGGGCUUCCUCUUUCCCCAUCUUUCUGCUGUUUCUGCUCAGCCUAUUCUCUGCCUCCGAGUUGAGGGCCCCAUUGUCCACUUUGUGCCAAGAGGAACGUUUGCAUUCUAAACCAGCUCGAUGGCAACUCUCUGGCCCCAUUUAUUUUUGUCAGUGAUGGGGAUAUAAUCCAGGGUCUCUCCUAUGCUAGGCAUGCACUCUACCACUGAGCUACAUCCCAGCCCCUUAGUGCAACUCUUAAUCCUGUUCUUUGGCGUCAUCCUUGUCUCCCCAGCACACACACACUCCUGUCCCCCAGUAUUCCAAGCCAGAAGCAGAGAUACAGGCUCACCCAGGAAACCUACCAGUCCAGCCCUCCAGCAUUCAAUCAAUAAGCUCUGUUGAUUAGCUAAAUUCAUCUCAAAUCCAUCUGUUUCUGUCAGUCCCCACCCACUGCCCUCCACCCAGCCCCAACCAGAUAAGCACUGUGAUCAGAGAAGCAAUGCCGGGGGGCAGGGGGGGGCACAGGGUCACACUACCUCACUUCAGUCUCUGCUGUAUCCCUGUCUGGCUCUGGGGUUGGACACACACAGCCAGCACACAUGUAUGUAUUUGAGGAGUGUGUGAACCAGCGCGUAGGCAGGCAUCUGCGCCGUGUGCAUGUGCUCACUGUAUGCAGACCUCCCCCACUGGCAGUGAUACAGGCCCCCCCUCCCUGCCUGUUUGUGUCGUGGGAGCCUCAGGACCCCGAGGGAGGGAAGCUGCUGCUGGCGGAUGUGGCCAAGAUGGACUGGAUUUAUUUAGAUUAAGGCAGUGGGAAAGGGGCAGAGAAUUGUAUAUGCUUGUAAGAGGGGAGACUGGGGUUCUGACAAUGACUCCCCAAGCAUGCCAGAGUGAGGCUUGGGGGACUCACUCUGCUCCCCUAAGAAGUCCUCACUAUGAGGAGCUGGGUGCUGACCUCUUUGGACCUGGACUGUAUAGUAGGAAUCCUGAAGGCUUUCUGGCACACAGCACUCUCUUCCUGGACAAAGUGGGUAGCUUGGGGAUCUCCUUCCUGAGCAGGACAUUGUGUCAGGUAGAGGGUGCCUUCUCCUAACUGUGAUACCCGUGCUGACAUAGGUGCUUCUUCCCUGGAACAUAGACCUUCCCAUGAAGAAAGGAAGUUGUCAGAGGCAAGCCACCACCCCAGGUCAGCUGCCUGGGCUCCCCUGGGUUUGUUGGGACACAGCAGCCUUUGGGAAGCACAAAAUGGUUCAUAAGACAUUGAGAAGCAACUGGGGAUGUCUGGAAUCAUGCAAAUGGUCUAGAAGGUCAUGUCUGGGUGCCCCAAACCCCACUCUGGUGCAUCCUAGCUCUCUAGCUUGCUGUCCAUGCCACCUUUCCCCAUGCUACCUCCUAGAGUUCCACAUCCCAAGUUCAUUUGGCUAGAAGUCACCUGAAAGACUAUUAUCCAAUUCCUAUAGAGGGGGAAAGUGAGAUUCAGAGAGCAAAACAACUUGUUGAAAUGAACACAGCAGGCCAGUGACAAAUGGCCAGAGUCUUUCCAGGCAUAGAAUGAGAUGUUACAGAUCAGGUUACUCUGGUCUCAGAAAAGUCAUCCCUUCCUUACCAACCCUGCUUCCUCAAACCACCCAUUGAGAAACUUCUUAGAGACUCAAACCUUCUCUUUGGCUAAUAAAAAGGCAAAUCUUCUGAAUUUGGAUAGAUAGCUCUUUGAGAUGACCCAACCAAACCUUUCUGUGUAUGGAUGGGCUGGAAAUCCGCUUGUUCUUACAAUGGAUUCAAUCAGGGACCUUGUAGGGAAGCUGAAAUGCUUGUUUCAGAAAGUCAAAUCAGUCCAAAACCCCUAGGGUGUCUAUCCCCUUCCCAAAACAUCUGCACUCUCCUGAGCUCAUUUGCCCAAAGUGUCUUCUCCCACACCUGAAUUAGCCCUUUUCUAUGUGACUAGGUCAUGGUUUUAUGCCCAUUCAAAAAGGAUCCCUCCUAGCUCAGAGACUCUGAGACACUCUCAGCCCCAGUCCCAGCUGGAGAUGGCUUGAAUGGGGGAGGAUGGACUGCCACAAAGAAGCAGGGUCAGGGGCUGCAUGCCAUGAGGUCCCAGCCCACACUGGCCAACCCAGCCUUCCAGAGCCCUGCCAGCCCCCUUCCAAUGACCUCCCAUCUCCUGGCCAGGCAGCGAAAUUCCUCCUUUAGAAUAAUAAACAGUGUGGCCAGCCAGGGAGGCUGGGAGGGGAGGGAGGGAGGCUGAGAUGACCCCCUCCCCCAGCCUGAGCCACUAAUGAUUUUCUUUGGCCCAGAUCUCUGGCAGGAAGUGGGAAGCCAGAGGGGCACCCACCUAGGGGCAGAUGGGCCUAUGUGGGGGCUGCUGGCUCCACUUGGGCACUGCUCCAUCUUGCCCAAGAAGACCUGGUGUCCAGCUGGAGGAGCUGGCUCAGGAAGGAUAGGGAUGGGAGAUGCUGUGGAGGGGGUAUCAGGAGAGCUCGGCUUUGACCUUCUGGAUCAAUUCAGACAAGGGAGAGGAAAACAAAAGGGGACUCUCAGGUGGGUCAGUCCAAAGGGAGGGAGGAGGAAAAGAGUAGAUUUUUCCCACAAUGAUUAUUAGAAUGUUGGGCAGAGCUGAGACUUGGGUCCACAGGACCAGAGCCUUGCCUCUGUCCCCACCCUUGAUGUGUGACUGCAGCCCUAACAGGCAGUACACUCUGCCUCAUCCCACUGUGACAGCAGGAGGCUCAGCCCACAAAGAUAGCAAUGGCAUACCAGGCAGCCUGCGGGGCUCAGGCAUGGAUCUCCAGCCCUGGAAACUAGAAGGAGUGAGAUGGGCAAAUGGGGACACUCUAGGCAGGAGCUGGCAUGGUCAGACUGGACAGCCACUCAGGAAGUAAGUCUGUGUGCCCAUAGCAUCAGGAGUCUCCUUGUCGCUUUGUCACAUGGUCCCUUCCCACAUUUCUUACUCUGUGACCCCCCAUCUACCUGUGGCGUUCUUCCUAUGGAAGCUGUGGGCAGUCCCUUGGCAUACCUGGCUAUUGGUAGAGAUGCUAACAGAAAGGAUAGAGUAAAGACCCCACCCAAUUCAAUCUGUCUAUCUGUCUCUGUGACCCUGUUUCUGUCUCUGUGCCUCUAGCACUGUGUUUCAUGCAUCUACUCUCACUCUGUCUCUCAUCUUUUUCUCUCUUCCACCAUUCAGCUCUUUUUGGUUCCCUCUUACGUAGUCUCUGCUGUGGAGCCUUGGGCAAAAUUCCUUUCUUCUCAGAGCCUCAGUUUCCCCAUUUGGACACUUGAGGUAGAGGUGGGAGCUUGGCUUCAGUGGUUUUGAAGGACCUUCAAAGCCUACUAAGUUCAAUGGGACCCGGACCCUGGUCCCUUCCCCCGGGCCUCUCUGCACUGCUGUGAGUGAGUAGGGGGGCCAGGCCCACCCCCCACAUUCCACAGUCCCGACUCCCCCGCUUCCCUUCCCACAGCCGCCCCAUUUCCUGUUGUGCUUGCAGAGGGAGCUGUGGGAGUUCUCUGGGUUCUGGCUUACACCACCCCCCUUCUCCUCCAGGGCUUUCAUCACACUUUCCUAAAUAUUUGUCCUGGCAGAUAAGCGCCUGGUAUUGGAACUGUCACUGAAGGACAGGCUGUCAGAGCUGGCAGGCUCCUGGACACUGUCCAGCCCAACUUCCCUGUCCCUGCUGUACAUACAGGGAAACUAAGGCUCAGAGAAGCAAAGGACUCAGUCAAGACCACAUGAGGGUUAGAAAUAGAGAGGAGAGGGUCUGUGGCCAUAGGUGCCUCUCAGCCUUGGGACAGGAGGCUAGGUAGUACAGGCUGGGAGCCUUGGCACUGCCUCUGACUACCUUGGGCCCUGACUCCUGUUUAAUUAUGCAGGAUACCAUGCAGCUUCCAGGUGUGAUGCCAGGUCUGCUCCUCAAAGGCCAAUUGCUGUUGCUGCCCUUGCUGUUGCUGCUGAAACCACAGACCUCCCAGGGCCUGGUCAUCGUGCCCCCGGGGCCAGAGCUUGUCCUCAAUGUCUCCAGCACCUUUGUUCUGACCUGCUUGGGUUCUGCUCCUGUGGUGUGGGAACGGAUGUCCCAGGUGCCUCAGCAGCAAUUCACCAGGACCCAGAAUGGCACCUUCUCUAGCAUGCUGACACUGACCAAUCUCACGGGGUUGGACACUGGAGAAUACUUUUGUACCUACAAUAGCACCCUUGGGCUGGAGUCCAGUGAGCGGGAGCGGCUCUACAUCUUUGUGCCAGAUCCCACCAUGGGCUUCCUCCCUUUGGAACCUGAGGAUCUAUUCAUCUUUCUUAUGGAAGCAAAUGAGACUACAAUUCCAUGCCGAGUGACAGACCCCCAGCUGGUGGUAACAUUGCAUGAGAAGAAAGUGGACAUCCCACUGCCUGUCCCCUAUGACCACCAACGAGGCUUCUCUGGUAUUUUUGAGGACAAGACCUACAUCUGCAAAAUCACCACUGGGGACAGGGAAGUGGAUUCUGAAGCCUUCUAUGUCUACAGCCUCCAGGUGUCAUCCAUCAAUGUCUCAAUGGGCGCGGUGCAGACUGUGGUCCGCCAGGGCGAGAACAUCACCAUCCUGUGCAUUGUGACAGGGAAUGAGGUGGUCAAUUUUGAGUGGACGUAUCCCCGCAUGGAGAGUGGGCGACUGGUAGAACCAGUGACAGACUUCCUCUUUGAUGUACCCUCCCACAUUCGCUCCAUCCUGCACAUCCCUGAUGCUGAACUAGGUGACUCAGGGAUCUACAUCUGCAAUGUGUCAGAGAGUGUGAAUGGCCAUCAAGAUGAAAAGGCUGUCAAUAUCACUGUGCUUGGUGAGUGCCUUGGACUCAGAGCCCAACCUCAACCUGAGCUGGACCCCGACUUUGGCAUAGCCUUAGUUAACCUCCAUUCAGUCCAUUCCCACACUGCCCUAGCCAAAGCUCCAAUUCCAGAAUAAAAGUGCAGUGUUAUCUCAGAUUCAAUCCCAAUCCCAACCUAGAUUUUCCACCUGGCCAGAACCCUUAGUCCCAACCCGAUUUCUAAUCUAAUCUGCCCAGGCAGCCCCAUUUUCAAA
Castor canadensis (American beaver) is the source of this 6238-nucleotide messenger RNA. The record is from RefSeq and is a predicted model, not a curated record. Lineage: Eukaryota; Metazoa; Chordata; Mammalia; Rodentia; Castoridae.